Molecule: messenger RNA, 1519 nt
Organism: Oncorhynchus mykiss (rainbow trout)
Lineage: Eukaryota; Metazoa; Chordata; Actinopteri; Salmoniformes; Salmonidae
Gene: pin4
Product: protein (peptidylprolyl cis/trans isomerase) NIMA-interacting, 4 (parvulin)
Biological process (GO): rRNA processing
Molecular function (GO): peptidyl-prolyl cis-trans isomerase activity; DNA binding
Source: RefSeq, a predicted model, not a curated record
AAGGGACAGGAGGCUAUUUUUUACUAUAUUAAGGAUGGGACACAUCUGGUUGAAUAAGACCUUAAAUGUGAUAGGAACGCAUCCAACAGGAAAGUGUGAUUGUUGCCAGGAAAGAGAGACAGUGGCGCAUGUAUUGCUACAGUGUGGGCAGUAUCAGAGAUCUGGUAUGAGGGAGAAGGGGAUACAGGAAAUUAGUUUACAGAGUAUAUUGAGUAGAACACACUUUUUUUUCCUUAUUUGUAAAAAAAUAUAUAUAUAUCUAUUGAUUAUUAAAACUUGCAGUGAAGCUGCUCAACAUCUACAUCACAUUUGUCAUCUAACAGUCUCCCAUCCAGAGAGACCCACUGAAGCACACUUUCCUAUUUAUGCUAUUUGUAUUCCUCCACAAGUUUUGAUCCUAUAUAUCAGGCAGACAGACCAGAUCCCUACCUCCUCCCACUGCCACCUGCCUCCUCUAUGUUUGUGUUAAUGCUGUAGUCAUUUGGUUGUAAUCUUGGAUUGAGCAGACUUUCCGUCAUUAGAUAUAGUCUAAAAUAUUGUAUCUUUUUUAAGAGCAACCGGGCUGGCAGGUAGAAGUUAGCAUAUCCGUGUCUCUGGCCCACACUCCAGUACAGUAGGUGGCGGUAAUGCUCUAUAUCGUUGGAUGUCAACCGCCGAUAAUCCCCACCGAAGAAGAAGACAAGCUUUCCUUGUGGUAGCUGGCAGAUCUCUUUCCUGUUGUCCAAUUCAUUUUCAGUUAAGGGUAUUUUCAAGAAUGCCACCUAAGGGGAAAGGUGGCAAGGAGGCAGGGAAAGGUGGCAAGGAGGCAGGGAAAGGUGGCAAGGGAGGGAAAGGUGGAGCUGCUGCGGGGGCUGGUGACAAAGAAAAAAAGGAAGAGAAGACGAUUAAAGGAGGCACUUCUGUUAAGGUCAGACAUAUCCUGUGUGAAAAACAUGGUAAAUGUAUGGAGGCAAUGGAGAAACUGAAGGCUGGGGUUCGCUUCAGUGAAGUGGCCUCACAGUACAGUGAAGACAAAGCCAGACAAGGGGGUGAUCUGGGCUGGAUGAUAAGAGGGUCUAUGACCGGACCCUUCCAGGACGCUGCCUUCGCCCUACCCAACAGCACCAUGGACAAACCCAUUUACACAGACCCCCCCGUCAAGACCAAGUUUGGCUACCACAUCAUCAUGGUGGAAGGGAAGAAAUGACCCGAAGGCUGGUGGCGGUAAUGCCCCAUUAACAACUGCCGCUAAACCCCAUCGAAGAAGAAGAAUGACCCGAAGGAAAUAUCCACUACUCUUCACGUUGACAUUGGGACACUCUGCUUUCUCUCAGAGGAGAUGGCACAAUCAACUUUUUUAUUUUAUUUUUUUCUUGCUAAAUGUUUUUCAUGUCCUGGUAAUGGCACAACAAAAGCUAAAAAUUAAAUGCUCUGUAAAGAGACACAGGCUAUUUAGAUGUAUGUACUCCUGUCUGUAGCUAAUAAAAAGUGGUGUAAUUUUUUACACUUGUGGUCAAUUAAACAAACAUUGUCAAAUGUA